Argentina anserina (silverweed cinquefoil) is the source of this 2437-nucleotide messenger RNA. RefSeq names its product protein BUNDLE SHEATH DEFECTIVE 2, chloroplastic-like. The coding region runs from base 116 to 493 and encodes 125 amino acids. The transcript is spliced from 6 exons. NCBI's taxonomy places the organism in Eukaryota, Viridiplantae, Streptophyta, Magnoliopsida, Rosales, Rosaceae. The record is from RefSeq and is a predicted model, not a curated record.
GUGACCAGUCACCACCCAAGUAUUAAAACCCACUUCAAUUUGAGUUGAGCUCACAGAUAAAGUUGUGAUAAACCUCUUGUUUUGAAAAACAGAGAAUUCUGAAAAACCUCAUCGAAUGGCAACUUCUUCUCUUUGUUUAACACAAAUUUGCUCAUUCAAGUCCUCAAACAAACCAGGAGUGUUGAUUGGAAAUUUGGGAGGGAGUAAGGUUCUUCGGGUGAAUGAAGCAUUUCAGAACUCAAAAUCGGCAAAGACUCAAUCUUGGGAGAUCAAGGCUACAGAUGGUAAACCAACCACCAAAGUAAAUAGCAUAGUCUGUAGUGAUUGUGAGGGAAAUGGUGCUAAAGCUUGUUCUCAGUGCAAAGGUACUGGAGUCAAUUCUGAAGACCACUUCAAUGGACAAUUCAAAGCCGGUGGUCUAUGUUGGCUUUGCAGGGAGUUUGAUUCAUUAGUUGAUAGAGAAGGCUUGAGGUUGCAGUUUCUUUGUGAGUAGUGGAGCUAGCUGGUACUGCUGGAAUAGUCUUUCGCUUUAUUGGGCAUGGACAUGAAGCUUGGAGGGAUGGUUUUGGUUGUAGAGGAGUUUGUAGGGGGGAUGCCCUUGGGGCAUUUCUUGGGUCGUUGUUGGAGGUGGUCAGGAAAGAAGCAGGUAAACCUACUUAGUUUCAACCACUAUAUCGAAAUCUUAAAUAUUUAUUGAGUGUUUUAAAACAAAUGAUCGAAAAGAUACAAGAAGAUAACAAUAAAUUAGGUCUAAAGAACAAGAAGAUUGUGUAUAUCUUGGACGAAAUCAACAAAGGGAAAGAACUUAUUCAUAAGAUGUUAGUUGAAGGUCGGUGUUCACCAUUCAAUCAGUACCUGAAGACCCUUUUGAAUAUACUAAUUGUUAGGGAAGUGGGUGACAGAAUGUAUUAUUUAUAGCCCGGGAACACCAAAAAGAGCUUGUUAAUGUCAAGAUAAUUAUAGAUGACUUAUCAACUGUUACAACAGAGAGCAAGUCAACUCUGAAUGAGAUAAAACAACAACAAAAAGAUGAUACAAGUGCAACAUUGAAAGUCACAAGAGAUAAUAACGUUGCUCUAAAUGAGAUACGUCUGACAUAGCAGCAUUAAAUUGUGUAAAUGGCUAAGUUGGCAGAGGAUGUCAAAUCUGUGAUGAAGCAAAUGAAAUGUUGUGUGUUAUAUUAGUAAAGGUGAGUGUUCGGUCUAAAAUAUAUGACCGGACUGUUUAGUAUUUUUCUUGAUGUGAAUUUUAAAAAUUUAAGCAUUUUUCUGUAGGAGUUUCUAGUAAUAAGAAAAAUAGACGAAUUUUCAAAAGUUAAAAAGAAAGGAAGAGCAUUAACUCAAAUAUCAAACUUGCAUGUUUUCAGCCAAGUUAAUGUGGAAGAGUUCGCAAAAAAUUUUAAUCUAGAGCUUCGAUGUGGAAUUUCGAGUGUUAUGUACAAUGGAUAACACUUGAAAUGUUUAAAAAUUCUACAUCGAAGUUCUGGAUUAAGAUUCUUUGUGAACUCCUCCACAUCAGUUUUGCUGAAAACAUACAAGUUUGAUAUUUGAGAGUUAAUGCUCUUCCUUUCUUUUUAGUUUUGAAAAUUCGUCUCUUUUUCUUAUUGCCGAAAAUUCUUACCGAAAAAAUGUUUAAAUUCUUAAAAUUAACAUUAAGAAAAAUACUAAACAGCUCGGUCAUAUAUUUUAAACUGGACACUCACAUUUAUUAGUAUAACACACAACAUUUUAUUUGUUUCAUCACGGAUUUAACAUCUUCUGUCAACUUAGCAAUUUCCACAAUAUGAUGCUGCUGUGUCAAACGUAUCUCAUUUAGAGCAGCGUUGUUAUCUCUUGUGACUUUCAAUGUUGUACUUGCAUCAUCCUUCGUUGCUGCUUUAUGUCAUUCAGAGUUGACUUGCUCUCUGUUGUAACAGUCGAUAAGUCAUCUAUAAUUAUCUUGACACUAGCAAAUUCUUUUUGGUGUUCCCGGGUCAAAAAUAAUACAUUCUUUCUGUCACACAUUCCCCCAACAAUUAGUAUAUUCAAAAUGGUCUUCAUGUGCUGAUUGACUUUGAUCAGUGUAGCAACAAUGUUAUGAAUGGUGAACACUGAUCUUCGACUGAUAUCUUAUGAAUAAGCUCUUUAUCUUUGUUGAUUUCGCCCAACAUAAACACAAUCUUCUCGUCUUUUAGACCUAAUUUCUUGUAUCUUUUCGGUUUGUUUUAAAACACUCAAUGAAUAUUCAAGAUUUCCGUAUAGUGGUUGAAACUGACUAGGUUUUUACCACCCACAAAGACAUUUUCACCGGAAGUCUCGAGCUCUUCCCCUACUUUUACUUCGUAAGCAAACAAAUGUCCACAAAAAGUGAAAGUAAUUAUGCAGACUGAGUGGACAUCCAUAAUUUCAUUUACUAGAUAUUCUAUUAAACCCCAAAAAUAGUGAAAUUCAUCACUUUG